CACCUCCCAGCCCUGCACGGCCUUCGGCUCGCUAACACAGGCAGGCAGACUGCAGCAAGCUCAGCUCUACCCCAGCCCUGAUACUGGCAGAAAAGUGCACUCUCUUCCCGAGUCUUUUUGCUUCUUAAGUUACUGGAUUCUGCAGUACAAGUCUUCAUGAACAAGCUGCACCGCUUAGAGAUUUCACGGCAUUCAAAGGUCACAGAACUGCCACUAUGGUUAAAUGUCUUGUUUAAUGGUUGAGAGGUGCGGAGAAAUCUCAUUUGAUAGUCCUGACCAGAAUGCCAAAUGUGUUCGCAUGCUAGGAGAUGCACGGGUGAGAGGUCAGACAGGGGUUCUCUCCGAGCGCCGCGGCUCCUACCCGUUUAUAGACUUCCGUCUUCUUAACAAUUCUACACUCUCAGGGGAAAUUGGCACGAAGAAAAAAGUGAAAAGACUGUUAAGUUUCCAGAGGUAUUUCCAUGCAUCCCGGUUACUGCGUGGAAUUGUACCGCAAGCCUCUCUGUACCUACUGGAUGAGGACUACCUUGGGCAAGCAAGGCAUAUGCUGUCCAAAGUGGGAAUGUGGGAUUUUGACAUUUUCUUGUUUGACCGCUUGACAAAUGGAAACAGUCUCGUAACACUGCUUUGUCACCUCUUCAAUGUGCAUGGACUUAUUCACCAUUUCCAGUUAGACAUGGUUACAUUGCACAGGUUUUUAGUUAUGGUUCAAGAAGAUUACCAUAGCCAAAACCCAUACCACAAUGCUGUCCAUGCUGCUGAUGUCACACAAGCUAUGCACUGCUAUCUGAGGGAGCCCAAGCUUGCCAACUUCCUCACCCCAUCGGACAUCAUGCUCGGGCUGCUGGCUGCUGCAGCCCAUGACGUGGAUCAUCCGGGGGUCAACCAACCCUUUCUGAUUAAAACUAAACACCACCUCGCCAGCCUGUACCAGAACGUUUCAGUUCUAGAAAAUCAUCACUGGCGGUCUACGAUAGGCAUGCUUCGAGAGUCACGGCUCCUCGCCCAUCUGCCCAAGGAGGUGAUACAGGACAUCGAGCGGCAGUUGGGCUCCCUGAUCUUGGCAACAGACAUCAACAGGCAGAAUGAGUUUCUGAUCCGUCUGAAAUCUCACCUUGACAAUCAGGAUUUGAGGCUGGAGGAUGCUCAAGACAGACAUUUUAUGCUUCAGAUUGCGCUCAAGUGCGCUGACAUUUGCAACCCUUGCCGGCUCUGGGAUCUGAGCAAACAGUGGAGCGAGCGGGUCUGCGAAGAGUUUUACCGGCAAGGUCAGCCC
Molecule: messenger RNA, 1276 nt
Organism: Strigops habroptila (Kakapo)
Lineage: Eukaryota; Metazoa; Chordata; Aves; Psittaciformes; Psittacidae
Gene: PDE7B
Product: phosphodiesterase 7B
Exons: 12
Molecular function (GO): 3',5'-cyclic-AMP phosphodiesterase activity
Source: RefSeq, a predicted model, not a curated record